Molecule: messenger RNA, 661 nt
Organism: Salvelinus sp. IW2-2015
Lineage: Eukaryota; Metazoa; Chordata; Actinopteri; Salmoniformes; Salmonidae
Gene: bckdha
Product: branched chain keto acid dehydrogenase E1 subunit alpha
Biological process (GO): branched-chain amino acid catabolic process
Source: RefSeq, a predicted model, not a curated record
AAGAAAUUGUUAGGUGUAAGCAAUAAGACCUAAACCCAGAUAGCGGUUUCAUGGAGCACAAUUAUUUCAGAUCUACUAGACUUGCGGGAAUUGAUUAGUCGYUUAACAUACGCUGCUAGCUACUGUAAUUUGCAACUAGCAGAGGUAGCUAGCUAGCUAGCUAGCUAAACAGUGAAGAAGAUGGCGACGCUAAACGGUAUUAAGAAAAUGUAUGGGAUCUGUUCUCAUGUAAUCCGCCAAACGACUGGAUUGAGAGCAGCAAAACUCAUUCAGCWGAGGGCGUUCAGAGUCAAUGGAGCYCUCAGGCAGCAGUCGUUUGACUCCUCAGAAGAGAAGCCCCAGUUCCCGGGAGCUUCAGCAGAGUUUAUUGAUCACCUGGAGUUCAUCCAACCUAACGUGAUCUCUGGGAUMCCCGUUUACAGGGUCAUGGACCGGGCCGGGAAGAUCAUUAACCCCUCAGAGGACCCACAGCUCUCCAAGGAACAAGUGUUGAACUUCUACCAGAAGAUGACCCUGCUGAACACCAUGGACCGCAUCCUGUAUGAGUCUCAGAGACAGGUGACAGAGAACUGCCACCUGGGUCCGUCGUGAGGCCUGCCUACCAAACGGCACCCUAUUCCCUACAGGGCAGUACUUGGACCAGGGCCCUAUGGCACCCUAU